UCUCAGUUCAUUGUGAAAUCCAAACGAAUCAAGUACCAAACUGAAUCGGAAAUGCAUUUCUUUCUAGUCUUACUAUUGUCCAUAUCAGUGUUCGCUGAAACAAAAAGACUAACAGUGGAAGAAGCUUUGGCACGAGUUAAUCGCCCACCAGCAGCCUUGCAGAGUUUCAUUGCUAGAAAAACGAAUGGUCUCAAUCCGAGUCAUGAGAGCAAGAACAGAACCAGAAUCGUUGGGGGAACUGCCGCAACAAUUGAAGAGUUUCCUUACCAAGUGGCAGUACUGUACUCAACUUACCAGAUGUGUGGUGGUUCGAUAAUUUCGCACUCAUGGGUUCUCACAGCGGCGCACUGUCUCGCUUGGUAUCCUUUGAACUCGCAUAUAACAAUUCGUUCUGGUAGCUCGUCCCAUUCAAGCGGAGGGAUUGUUCAUCCGAUAUACUUCUACCAUAUCCAUGAGUUGUACGAUCCGCAAUUGUUCCCUUACGAUGUGGCAACCAUUCGGGUGAAAACGCCGUUUAGUGGUGGUGCAUCACGAGCUAUCAUUCCGUUAGCCAACUCCGAAUGGGUCGAAGGACCGGAUGUGAUAAUCGCUGGCUGGGGCGAGGACAGUAAUGGUGAUGAACCCGAUAAAUUGUUGAAGGUAGCACUGCCAGUUGUCAGUCGAGCUAAAUGCAAUCUUCUAUGGGAAAAAUUGGUAACAGACGUUAUGAUUUGUGCCGGUGCAAAGGACAUCAACCCAUGUAGCGGAGAUAGUGGAGGGCCAGCCGUACAAAACGGUGUUCAGCACGGAAUUGUGUCCUGGGGAUCAGUAGACUGCGAAGAUGGGAUGCCUUCGGUCUAUACUAACAUAGCCCAUCCGUCGAUUAGAAACUUCAUCAAGCGUACUACGGGGGUGUUUUUGGCUGAAACACAAAGACUAACCGUAGAAGAAGCGUUGGCUCGAGUUACUCAACCGCCAGCGGCUCUACGUAGCAAGAUUGCCAGCCUAACGAAUAGUGUCUACAACCAAAGCCAGUAUAAAAACAACCAGGAUCGGACCAGAAUUGUCGGAGGCACCGUUACAAGUAUUAAAGAUUAUCCGUACCAGGUCGCCCUACUGUACCAGUCUCAACAGAUUUGCGGUGGUUCGAUCAUCUCACGCUCAUGGGUUCUCACGGCAGCUCAUUGCCUCGCCUGGUAUCCUUGGGUUUCCGAUGUAUCAAUUCGUUCGGGUAGCUCGUCACGGUCAAGCGGUGGAACUGUUCAUGCCGUACACCACUACAAUAUCCAUGACCAGUAUGACCCGGAUGAACUCUCACAUGAUGUGGCAACUAUUCGAGUGAAACUACCGUUUAUUGGAUCCUCGCGUGCAGUCGUCCCGCUAGCCAACGCAGAGUGGAGAGAAGGAACGGAAGUGAUAGUCACUGGCUGGGGUGUGAACGGUUUUGGACAAACUCCAGAUAACUUGCUGAAGGUGGCACUGCCCGUUGUCAGUCGGUCGGAUUGCAACAGUAUAUGGACCGGAAUGGUAUCAGAUGAUAUGAUUUGCGCCGGUAAAUGGUUCAUUAACCCGUGCAACGGAGACAGCGGUGGUCCAGCCGUCCAGGAAGGUGUACAACACGGAAUCGUGUCCUGGGGAUCCUACAUCUGUGCAGGUGGAAUGCCUUCCGUGUAUACUAACAUUGCUAAUCCGUCAAUCAGACAGUUCAUCAUGGAAACGGCAGGAAUUUAAAAUGCAAAAUGUAACAAUGAGUUUCCAUUUUCUUAGGUUACCAGAAAAGUUUGCUAUGAGUCCAGAUAAUACAAUGUAAUACUAUGCACAAUAAAAAUAGCCAAUUUAUUUUCA
This is a messenger RNA of Malaya genurostris, 1824 nucleotides long. RefSeq names its product transmembrane protease serine 9-like. Gene Ontology annotation, biological process: proteolysis. Gene Ontology annotation, molecular function: serine-type endopeptidase activity. Lineage: Eukaryota; Metazoa; Arthropoda; Insecta; Diptera; Culicidae. Bases 52 to 1710 code for a protein of 552 amino acids. The transcript has 8 exons. The record is from RefSeq and is a predicted model, not a curated record.